This is a messenger RNA of Leptidea sinapis, 1252 nucleotides long. RefSeq lists its product as uncharacterized. The record is from RefSeq and is a predicted model, not a curated record. The coding region runs from base 243 to 971 and encodes 242 amino acids. Lineage: Eukaryota; Metazoa; Arthropoda; Insecta; Lepidoptera; Pieridae. The transcript has 3 exons.
UGCCGCUAUUAUAAUUAAUACAUAAAUAAUACACUAUAUAGAGUUUAUACAAAGGAACUCACUCUGUGGUUAAUUUGAAUUUUGAUUUUGGAACUUUCCAAGUUCCUAUUUUCAGUUGACAGUUUUUCACUUUUCAGUUUGGUUGAAUAAUGAAUAUUCAACGUAGUGAUUAGGUUCUCUUUGAGUUUGAUCGCAAUAAAGAAAGAUUUCUAUUUUCUACAAAUUUUACAUUUACGUAAAGAAUGGAUUCUAACACUAGCACAGAUGAUCUAAAAAGAAAUUGUAAAUCAGUUCAAAAAAACUUACUUUUAGAAAUUAUAAAAGAACUCUCAUGUGACCGGAAAUCAGCUGGUAUAUCACCUAAAGUUGCAGGAACAGUAAGUCGGAUUAUAGCAGAUUGUGAUCUAAUACAAUAUUCAAAUUAUCAUAGAAUGAGCUGUUCUGAUAAUAGUGAAAGUGCAGUUUUAGGUCUUGCAGGUAUUGUGCACAAUGAAUGUUUCGAUUUAACAUGUGAUGAACAAGCUGAAUUGAACCAGGCAAUUAUUAACAAGAUUCAAUCGAAACUGCCCAUAUAUAAUGCUGAACUAGAAAAGAUAAAAGAAAGCAUUGGUGAUAAGAAGUCUCGGAAAGAACAUAUAAAAGAGUUACAAGAGAGUCUGAAUGAAAAGCUUAAUAAGUUAGAAAGCCAAGAAAGUGAGAAAGUAGAUCUAAUGAUGGAAUGGUUGAACCAUAAAUUGACAAAUGUAUCUAGUUUCAAUGUUAAUUCAAAUGAACUUUUGUCAAUGAAGACUCAAAUUCUUGAAUUAAAGUCUAAGAUACUACAUCUUCAAAUCCUUCAGAGUAUUUUUACUGAGACAAACCAUUCAAUUAAAGCUUACAGUGAAGUACAUAAAGAUCUCCAAGAACACAUUCGUGAAACUGAGCAGAGAAUCAAGAGUUAUAAAGAAAUUAUUGAAAGCAAUAAUUAUUAGGUGAUAAUUUUGACAUGAUUACUAAUGGUCUUUGGGAAAUUACUCUUUUUAUUAUUUUUAUUUUCUCUCAACAAUGAGUAAAAAAUAAAAAUCUAGUCAAGUGCAAGUUUUGUACUGUUAUUUGGACAUGUUUUUAAAUGUGCUUGGAGGCUAGACUCAUUCUUGCCCCGACAUUGAAAGGAGCACUCCGAUCUAGUACAAUAGAUGUAAUGUACUAGUUCGGUAUUGUAGUACUAUUAGUAAGUGGUACAUUGAACAAUACAAUAAAGUUUUGGUAUUUA